AUGGUCGCUACCCAUACAGAUCCGACCAUUCUCGGGAGAUCUCUGUUCGAGUUGAGCAUGUGCUACCUCCAUGGAUUCGGAGUUGAAGCAGACCAGGAGAAGAUGCUCGAAUCUUUACGAGAAGCUGCGUCGCUAAAACUUCCUAUGGCCAUGGGAAUUUGCCAUAGAAUACAUCAAUGCUACUCGCGAGAUCUUCCUCAAACCUUAUCUCAUGGCCACCCCAUGCUCGAGGCGGAAGAGCAGUUGAUUAGCCUUCCUGCAGAGAAAUACAUUUUGGCACGUGUUCGAAAGCACGAGGCCUCGUUUCAACAAUCUACUCUACAGAUGCCAUUUGAUCUUUACUUGGACGACGUUCUGAUUGCGAAGGAUCUUAGUUUCGUGCAAAUUGAUGAGCUACAGACUAUCAUUAAAAGGGGGGACAUCAAUAUCUCGUCCUGGGUUGGAAGGGUUUCAUCCCUAGAUUCUACGCAGUUUGGAUCUUUGCUUCACUUAGCAGCACGACUAGGAAGCCUCCCAAUCGUAGAGCUUCUGGUUAAUGCCGGCGCUGAUGUUAACCUUCACUGCGAAGGCUGCGGGACACCUGUAACAGCUGCAUGCCGUGGCGCUAAUUCGGACAAAGUCCGGUUCCUUCUCGCCCUGACUAUGAGGGGCGGCAAUUAUCUGCACACGCACUAG
This is a messenger RNA of Pseudogymnoascus destructans, 675 nucleotides long. RefSeq lists its product as uncharacterized. Gene Ontology annotation, molecular function: protein binding. The record is from RefSeq and is a predicted model, not a curated record. The transcript has a single exon. Lineage: Eukaryota; Fungi; Ascomycota; Leotiomycetes; Thelebolales; Thelebolaceae. The coding region runs from base 1 to 675 and encodes 224 amino acids.